CCUGGUUUCCCCGUCAGUCUGCGGGUCCCGUCUGGCAGCUGCUUCCGGUAGGAGCCCGGUGCAGGACCAGUCGGUCUCAGCUCCUCGUCAUGUCCUACGGUCCCUUAGACAUGUACCGGAACCCGGGGCCCUUGGGGCCCCAACUCCGGGACUUCAACAGCAUCAUCCAGACGUGCAGCGGCAACAUCCAGCGGAUCAGCCAAGCCACUGCUCAGAUAAGGAAUUUGAUGAGCCAACUAGGAACUAAGCAGGACUCAAGCAAGCUACAGGAAAAUCUGCAGCAGUUACAACACUCCACAAAUCAGCUUGCCAAGGAAACAAAUGAAUUACUGAAGGAAUUAGGGUCCUUGCCGCUUCCCUUAUCUACUUCAGAACAGCGCCAGCAGAAACUUCAGAAGGAACGCCUCAUGAAUGACUUCUCUGCAGCCUUAAACAAUUUCCAGGCUGUGCAGAGAAGGGUAUCUGAAAAGGAAAAGGAGAGUAUUGCCAGAGCAAGAGCUGGAUCUCGUCUUUCUGCUGAGGAGAGGCAAAGAGAGGAGCAGCUCGUCUCAUUUGACAGCCAUGAGGAGUGGAACCAGAUGCAGAGCCAGGAGGAUGAGGUGGCAAUCACCGAGCAGGAUCUGGAACUUAUUAAAGAGAGGGAAACGGCAAUUCGGCAGCUGGAGGCUGACAUUUUGGAUGUCAACCAAAUAUUUAAAGAUUUGGCCAUGAUGAUCCAUGACCAAGGUGAUCUGAUUGAUAGCAUAGAGGCCAAUGUGGAAAGCUCAGAGGUACAUGUAGAAAGAGCCACUGAUCAGUUACAGCGAGCCGCCCUCUAUCAGAAAAAGUCUCGCAAGAAGAUCUGUAUCCUGGUGCUUGUCCUGGCAGUGAUUAUUGUAAUUUUGGUACUUACUUUGUACCUAUUUAAUAAAUGAAGUGAUUGCCUCAGAGCCUUCUCCCACUGAGCUGUUUUCAAGGGCAAGUGCUUGUUGGAGGCUUGCCAGAACAAACUGAUCACAAGAAGAGAGCAUACACCAGAACGUCCUGUAAUAAUUUAGUUAGAAACUAACUACUAACUAGUCGUUGGAAUUAGUGACCUAUGGAGACAGUAUUUAUCAGUUUAUGUGUAAAUUUUAUUGAUUUCUCAAAUUAGGAAUUAAUUUAUGUGGAUUUGCUUUCUCUGGUAUUCCUGAUUGCCCUUCAUCCCAAGUGUUUACUGAAAAUUCCAUUCUAGAUAUUCUUGUUUUGACAGGUGACACUACAGUCUUGUAAUAUUGUCUUUUUACGUGUAUACAGGAUUUACCUUUUUUACUAGCAACUGAGAUAGAAUUACCUUCUGGCACCCAGCAUAUUGGAGUCUGUCAGACUGUAUAAUAAGCCAGCAAUUUUUAUUGUUUAACAUUUGAAUUUGAAUUUCUAAGAAACCUAUUCUUUAUCUGCUUUGAAAGAUUUUGACAAUGUAUUUAACUGGAAAGUAAAAAAUUGCACAUGUGAUGCAGAUUAAAUGAGAAGUAUUUAUUUGAGCUGGCCAGUUGUUGGGGUAUAUGUUAAUCUGGGUUUAAAGUUUACUGUAUUAUCUGCUAAUGUCAUCCCUAGCAGUCCAUCCAUAUACACAUUAAACCAUCUCGCUCACUUUUGAAGAGAUUAAUUUAAUUAACACUACUAUAUUCUAUGAGGUCCCUCUCCCACCUGUCUGUAUAGAAAGGGAGAAUUAGACAAAGCAUGCUUUUGGAAAGCAAAUAGGAAUUGUUUGGAAUGAUUUAAUCUUUUUGUUAUUGUUGUUCAGUUGUGUUUCUACAUUCCUGGUGAAUGAUGAAUGUUGCUGUCAAAAGGCUGCCGCCUACCCUAUAAGGGUUUGUGGGCAUCUGAUGGCAGGAAGAUUUUAAAAGCUAGACUGAAGUUGGUUUAAAAUUUAGUCCUGUGAACCUAGUGAUAAAGCGAAGAAAAGGUUCAUUUUUGUAAAUAAUACUGGUUUGGAAUAGUGAUGUUAGACUUAUCCUAAUUUAUGAACAAGAGAUUAAUCUCUCCAUACAUAGUUUUAGACAAAAGAUGUUUCGAUAAAAGAUUGCUGUCUUGUAAUAUAAAUGUUGUCUACUUCCCUUUUUCACAGGUCUAGAGCAGUUAAAGGGAAUAUAAUUUCUUUAGGCUCUCACAUAAAUGUGAAUUACACCAACAAUUUCAGUUCAUCCUUUAGUGAAUUAGAGUAUUUGGCUCCCCUGGAUAUAUUUAUAUUCAUCCCUUUGAUGUUACUUAAUCCUUUAUUAUACUAAUGUAAACAACAGGGAAACAAGGGCCUAAAUGCAUAAGUUUCUUUGCAUUCUUGUACCAUUCCACCCACUUAAUACAAAUAAACAUUUUAAAAGA
Messenger RNA from Diceros bicornis minor, 2343 nucleotides. It is a transcript of the gene STX12, whose product is annotated as syntaxin 12. Lineage: Eukaryota; Metazoa; Chordata; Mammalia; Perissodactyla; Rhinocerotidae. Gene Ontology annotation, molecular function: SNARE binding; SNAP receptor activity. Gene Ontology annotation, biological process: intracellular protein transport; vesicle fusion; vesicle-mediated transport. Gene Ontology annotation, cellular component: SNARE complex; postsynaptic recycling endosome; synaptic vesicle membrane. Bases 90 to 914 code for a protein of 274 amino acids. The transcript is spliced from 9 exons. The record is from RefSeq and is a predicted model, not a curated record.